AUGAGUAAUUGUCAAGGGUCCAAGGGCAAUGAGCAGAAUGAUUCUGUUGCUCCAAAAAAAGCGCUGACUCAAAGUCCACUACCUUCUCUAUCACCUCUUUCACGGAGUCGAGGGAUUGAUGCAGUGCACGUGAAUGCUGCCCGACAAAUGGUUCAAUUACAUACGCGAGGUAGGAUGCCCUUGUCGCAGCAACAAACAACGCCUAAUACUGCAGAUCUUACCUUCACAAGUCAAACAACGCCUAAUACUGCAGAUUUUACCUUCACAAGUCAAAGCGAGCAAGUUGUAUCACUGAGAUUUCCCAAACCAAGGAUAAGCAUACCCAACCACAAUGGCAAUGAGGAGUGCAAGAAUCCACAGUGUUCUCAUUGUGGGAAGAUCAUUAACCCUUCACCUCAACUGUUUCUACCUAUUCAGGAUAAGCCGUGCUUGAAAGUGAACCGUUGGGAGAUAUACACUGUAAAGAAGCCGAUAUUGUCGAGUGCAGAACUAGAUUAUCUUGGGGAGACCGAGUUUGAAUUCCCCUUACCUGAAAUGAUAUUUGGGAAUAAUUUUGUUCGAGUUAAGUAUACUGCUGGGGAAGAAGGUGGUGGUGGUGAUAGUAAUAGUGGAGCCGCCAAAGAGGAAAAAGCCGAGUUAUGGUUUAAUGCGAUUGACGCAUUAAAGACAUUGGACGAGGACUGUUGUUUAAAAGUGAGCUAUCAUCAAGAAUGGUUGGAACUGCGUCGGAAAAGAUCCAAAGCUAGGAAGCAGCAAGCCGAGAAAAGAGGAGGAGGAAACGUUGUUUCCUCCCAUUCGAUUGAAGUAGGUACGGAAGAGUUGAUUAGCGAUGUAGUCAAGCCCUAUGAUUGGACAUAUUCUACAAACUAUAAAGGAUUAUCUAAAAACUUGGACUUUAUAAAUGGCGAUGACUUAGACGAGGAUUUGGAAAUACCUAUAUCUCGAUUAACCCAGCCUGAUCCGAUACUAUUUUUUGAAGAGAUGAUUUUAUUCGAGGACGAAUUGGCUGAUAAUGGAAUAAGUAUGCUUUCAAUAAAGAUUAGAGUAAUGCCCACAUGUCUUUUAAUAUUAUGCCGGUUUUUCUUAAGGAUCGAUAAAGUUAUAUUUAGGAUUAGAGAUUGUCGCGUGUUCAUCGAUUUGGAGAAGGACUAUGUCAUUAGAGAAUACAAGAUACAGGAAUGCGAUUAUAAUACUGUGUUGAGAACGCUGAUGAGUGGUAGUGGUAUGGGCAGCGGCGGCGGCGCUGACCCAAAGAGAUUGUUGAGAGAUCAAAAUUGGGUUAUGGCUGGAUUCGGUAUGUUUAGAUAUUCAAGUCGAGGAGGUAUACGUUGGGGCCGCCUACGUUUCAUUCAUACGGUUCCCAAACUAUCUCAUCACGACGUAUGGUCGCAACAAGGCAUUCCUGGUUUAUUCUCGCGCCAAGGUUACAAUACUGCCUGGAGUGAUUACCAAAACUAUUUGCUUACGAAUCUUACAUUAUUGACCAAUGGCACUGGGAACGAAACCAAGUCGCCGUACCAAAUUUUGCUUAACACGGCCAAGAAUACUCUUCAACAGCAUACGUAUCAUUAUGCCGCUAUGGCACAUAUGAAUCAUUUUUUUUUCCAACAAUUGUGCGAUUCAGAAACGGCAAAGUUGACGAAACCUUCGAGAUUUCUUAUGGAGAAACUAAUGCAUGAGGAUAUCUUGGAUAUAGACUCGUUGAGGAAUAAGAUGUUGACCAUGGCUGAAAACGCGUAUGGUCAGGGCUGGAUAUAUUUAGUUGAGAAUAAAGAUAAGAAGUUGAAAUUUCUUAGAUGUAAUAAUGACGGAGUGCCUUAUUAUUUCGCAAAGAGGCAGGAGUUGGACCUUAAUGUGGGGAUUGACGAGUUGAGCUAUCGACAAUUGGAGAAUAUGCAAUUGAGAUGCAAAGAUAAGGAUUUAAGGGAUAAGGAAGAGGAAUUUUAUUUACCUAUUUUGGCCAUCAAUUAUUGGGAUUAUAUGUAUGUUGAAGAUUAUGGAGUUACCGGGAAGGUUGAAUAUUUGAAUAAUUUAUGGGACCAUUUGAAUUGGGAUGUUAUCAACAAGAGAUUAUUCCAAAUAUAG
Lodderomyces oxycetoniae is the source of this 2085-nucleotide messenger RNA. RefSeq names its product TIP41. The transcript has 2 exons. Gene Ontology annotation, biological process: TOR signaling; superoxide metabolic process. The record is from RefSeq and is a predicted model, not a curated record. NCBI's taxonomy places the organism in Eukaryota, Fungi, Ascomycota, Pichiomycetes, Serinales, Debaryomycetaceae. Gene Ontology annotation, cellular component: cytosol. Gene Ontology annotation, molecular function: metal ion binding; superoxide dismutase activity. The coding region runs from base 1 to 2085 and encodes 694 amino acids.